Messenger RNA from Toxoplasma gondii ME49, 7476 nucleotides. Its product is annotated as phospholipid-translocating P-type ATPase, flippase subfamily protein. Gene Ontology annotation, molecular function: ATP binding; magnesium ion binding; ATP hydrolysis activity. Gene Ontology annotation, biological process: phospholipid translocation. The record is from RefSeq and is a predicted model, not a curated record. The transcript is spliced from 19 exons. Lineage: Eukaryota; Apicomplexa; Conoidasida; Eucoccidiorida; Sarcocystidae. Gene Ontology annotation, cellular component: plasma membrane. The coding region runs from base 874 to 6489 and encodes 1871 amino acids.
AUUUUUCUCUUCGCUUCCGCAGUCUGCUUUCUUCUACGUCCGUCCGCCGCGUCUUUGCUUGCUAGAUCUGCGAACGAGAAACACAAGCGUGUUUGGGUGCCUCCACCUGGUUCUUCUCUUUUCCCUCCAGGCCGAGAGCGAGCGCUCGCCUCCUCGCCUCACGAAUCUCCUCUUUCUGUCUCGACCUGCAGCAAGGGCGGCGGACAGAAAAGAUGUAUUUCUCUCGCUCAACGCCCACGAGAACGCAGCUGUCUGCUGUUUUCAUCCUGUCGCAAGGCUAGCUGGAGGCCGGGGCGGACGGUCUCCCGUUUUCCCUCCGCGCCCCGAGGUGUACAUACACCCGAGUCUUCGUCGAGCUCUGAUGUGUACAUACACCUGAGGUCUUCCCCGGCAGAGACGGGGCACCUGCUCUGGAGCGGAAGUUUUUUUCCUCGAUUUUUUCGACGCCGCGUUCACCUCUGCUGGCGCCGCAGCGAAGGGCCGUGAGAGACGGAGAGAGUUGAGUCUUUCCUUUUUAGUCGUUCGAGACGAGAGAAGGGCAAUUGGAGAGAAGCCGAUUUCUUCACGGUGCCGUCGCGUUUCUUGAUCAUGGAAGAAGACUGCGGACGACGUGCGUCUGCUCUGCAUGUCGUUCGGGCGACAGCGCCACCUCGUUCGUCUGCGCAUCUCGAAAGGGACCGAAGGAACCGAGAGUAGCAGAGUCUCUCUCCUCCUCUCACGCUUUUCCACUCCUUCGUCCUCUCCUCUGUGUUGCUCUUCAUCGGUCCGACCUGCGUCGCCGCCGGCUUGCUCGUCGCCUCCGUCCCUCUUUUUGUUUUUCUCCUUCGCCUUCAACUCGGAGGGUCACACUCUUCUCUCUUCUGCGUUGGAACCAUGGGGAUCGGAGGAAGCAAGUCUCCUCCUCUGGAGGACUGGGUCGUGAGGGUGGGCGGAACACAGGAGAUGAAGACGGCUUCGAACGCCGUGGUCACGUCCAAGUACACUGUCUGGAAUUUCGUUGUAAAAAACCUUUGGGAGCAGUUCCAUAAAGUCUCCAACGUGUACUUCGUCGUCAUUUGCUGUCUCCAAAUGAUUCCUCAGAUCUCCACAACCAACGGCGUCCCGACCCUCGCGCUGCCUCUCUCGAUCGUCCUCGUUGUGAACGCAGCGAAAGAUGCUUUUGAAGACUGGCAGCGACACCGAUCAGACCGCAUCGAAAACGGACAGGUCACUCACUGCAUUGCCAUGGCACCCGACCGAGCUGCCUGCUCGCUGCGGCUGAGGGACGCGAAGGAUGUCGCAGUCGAAGUCAGGAGAACAAGUCGGAGCUCGGGGCUGUCUGCGGAGGACCUCGUCGCGACUGCGGAAUGCGCAGCGGCAGCGCAACUCGGUUUGACUUCGGCGCAGGCGCGCGACCUCGGCAUCACUCCGAAGCAGUGGAAAGACGUCCAAGUCGGGGACGUCAUUCUGUGUCUGAAGAACGACUGCUUCCCGGCAGACAUGGUGCUUCUCGCGACUUCCGACACUCGAGGCGGAGCCUUCGUCGAGACCGCGAGCUUGGACGGCGAGACGAAUCUGAAGCUCAAACAGACUCACAGAGUGACUUUCGAGUGGCUCGGCAGUUUCCUCCCUCUCGCGGUGUGCUACCUUCUCACGCGCGCGGGCAGGAUCCGUUGCCAGGUCCCGAAUCGCGACUUGAAUACGUACGAGGGCGUCCUCGAACUCGACGCCGGCUCGUGCGACUUGGGCGAGACCGACGACUCGGAACUCGACGCAGCCGCAGCCUUCGCGAACAAAGCGCGCUGCGGAACGCUCCGCGCCUGGCCGCAGGUCGACGCCGCGCUCUCCGUUCAACAGCUCCUCCUCCGAGGCUGCAGACUGAGAAACACUGAGUGGAUCCUCGGCUUGGUUGUCUAUACCGGACAGGAAACGAAGAUCCAAAUGAACAGUUCAACCCCACCGCGGAAGAGUUCCCGAGUCGAGCGUCUGACGAACAGAUUGACUCUCUCCAUUUGGUUUGUUCAAACGCUGCUGUGUCUGAGUGUUUCCGUCGGCCACACCGUUCUCUUAUUCGAUCCGACGGCGAAGGCGCGAACGUACUUGACUGCCGCUGGGAACUCUGAAGGCCCCGUCGUCUUCUGCAUUUUAAACUUUUUUACGUGGAUGGUCUUGACUUGCAACUUGGUGCCUAUUUCUCUCGUGCUCCAAAUGGGCAUGGUCAAGGCUCUGCAGUCGCUCUUUAUCGCGCAAGACGAAAGCAUGUUUUUCCACCCAGUCCCCAAAGCGCAGAACCUGGAAGCUGGACCCCCCACAGAUCCCGCAGCCCAGCCGUUGGGCUCCAGAGCGUCCCCGGAACCUCACAUCGGCCACUCUGUCUCCUCUCUCUCCGACAGGCCGUCCGCUCUCGCCCUGUGCUCCGCCGGCGAGAACGGCCAGCGGGGAAGCGACAGGCGGCGAGACUCAGCGUCGGACAGACGCUCUGAACAGACUCACAGAUCUUCGAGGAGAGCCUCGAGAAGAAAUUCGAGAAGCGAGUCCAGAGAAAAUUCGAGAAUGAAUUCUGUGAAAGAGGACCGAUCCGAUGGGGAGGGACAACCUACGGGGUCGAUGGCGCUCUCGUUUCACUCGGUUGAACGGCACGCUGCGAGCCUUGUCUCGGCUUCUGACGGAGAAGAUGCCUGUGACGAUCGCCUUGGUUUUCCUUCUUUGCGAUCGCCAGCAUCUUCCCUGGACCCAGCGGGGUCAGGCGAACGAGAAGAGCGACGACGUCUCGACGAGGCAUGCCAUUCUUGCUUGGGCCUCGAGGCGAGACCUCCGUCGCGAGACGGACAGAGGUCUUCUCUCUUGUUUUCCGCGUCGUCGCGUUUUUCUGUUCCUCAGACGCUUCAAGCGCCGCCGGACACGGGGAAAGUCGCCUCGGCAGGCCCGGCGCGUUCUCCAGUUUCGUUCGCAGCCGCUCCUUCCAGCACCCGCUCCUCGAAGUUCUCUCUGGAGAAGGCAGAGGUCGGCGAGAACAUUCGAGACGGCCUUGGCUACCUGGACGUUCUUCCUCUCUCGCCUCUUCUUUCUCUCUGUCGCUUCUUCUCUCGCCUUUCCCUGCGUCGCCCCCCCGCUCGCGACGCGAACCGGGAGGCAACAAGUUUGACGCGUGGGGACUCUCUGUCUCCGUCGUAUGAGGCCUCAGGGCCGUCCGCGGCCUCGAGAGGAGACACUCGCGUUUUUCGCACUGCAUGCGUUGUGGGGCAAGAAAUGUCGGAGUCCCGCUGCUCGGCGCGAUCUUCCUACACCUCUAUCCCUCGAGAAGAGACGCGCAGGUCGCGCUCGCCAGCGGGGGGGCGGGGAGGACGUGAGAUCGCGUUCGUCGCGACAGGCUCUCCGAAGUCGGCGGUCAGUCGAGUCGCCGACGAAAGGACGGAGGAGAAGGAGGCCCAUUCCCCAGGCCUCGCCGCACGACCCCCAGAGCGCAGGACGCCGGAGCAGGGCGCUUGGCCGCGAACCAGCGACUUGAACGAAGAACUCGGACAAGUUUCCUACAUCUUCAGCGACAAAACUGGCACGAUGACUUCCAACGUCAUGGAAUUCCGCAAGUGCUGCGUCCGAGGACUAAGUUACGGACAAGGUCUGACUGAGGUUAGAAGACAGGCACUUCGACGUCUGGGGCUUCCAGUCCCCGCCGAUCCUCUGCCGCCCCCGGACGAGCCCACGACACCGCAAGUGCAGAUGGUCGACUCGGCGCUCCGCCACCAGCUGAACGACCCAAACCAUCCGAUGCACCCGUAUUUGGUCGACUUCUUUCUUCAUUUAGCAAUCAACCAUGCCGUCGUCUUGGAAACAGAUCCUUUCGGAAUGACCAGGUACUCGGCGUCGAGUCCCGACGAAGGCGCGCUGGUCUACGGGGCGAGACACUUUGGCAUCGAGUUUCUCGGCCAGACGCCGAGCGGACUCGAAGUAUCGGUCCUGGGGAGGAAACUCCACGUCCGUGUUCUCGCCUCGGUCGAGUUCUCCAGCAAGCGCAAGAGAAGCAGCAUGCUCUGCGAGAUUCGGUAUCCGGUCUCUGCAGACACACAGACCCGCGCGCCGCGGUCGAAGAAACGCAUCGUUCUCUUCACCAAGGGCGCCGACACCGUCAUUCUGCCUCUGCUCAAGCAGCGCCGAGAAGCCGAGACGCAAAUGCUGAACACCAUGGAGGAGUACGCAGCCGACGGCCUUCGAACGCUCUGCAUUGCCAAGCGCGAGGUCGACACCGACGAAUUCUUCACUUGGUUCCAGGCGUACCAACAAGCUGAAAGAGCCACAGUCGGACGCCAAGAACAAAUCGAGGCAGUGGCGGAGCGCCUGGAAGUCCAGUUGGAGUUGCAAGGCAUCACAGGCGUGGAGGACAAAUUGCAGGCUGGCGUAGCAGACACCAUCGAGAAACUCCGAGCUGCCGGCAUUAAAGUCUGGAUGUUGACGGGGGACAAGGUGGAGACGGCAAUAAACAUUGGGUUUGCGACUUCUCUCUUGACGAGGGAGAUGACUCAGCGAACGUACGUAUGGGAGGAGCUGGACCGCGACAAGGCGCUUCUUCGAGAGCGUCUGGAGGCUCAAGAAAUGAGCAUCUUGGCCAAGCACCAAGGAAAGAGCGGCCGAGGAGAGGCGAAAGGGUCACCGGGACGCGAGAGGCAGGCUCACGCCCUCGUCGUCGACGGAGAGGCGUUGCAGCAGAUGCUCGAGCCGGACAUGGAACAGUUGUUCGUCUCCGUCUGCACCAACUGCGUAACUGUCAUCUGCUCUCGCGUAACGCCUCAUCAGAAGGGCGCCGUGGUUUCGCUGAUCAAACGCCACCUGCAGAAAAUCACUCUGGCGAUCGGCGACGGAGCAAACGACUGCAACAUGAUUCAGUCUGCGGAUAUCGGCAUCGGCCUCAAGGGGGAAGAAGGCAUGCAGGCCUUCAAUUGCUCCGACUACGGACUCGUCCAGUUCCGCUUUCUUUUGCCGCUUCUUUUGACUCACGGGAGUUGGAAUUACCGGCGAAUUUCCAAGUUGGUUCUCUACAUGUUUUACAAGAACUUGGUGCUCGUUCUGCCGAUGUUCUUCUUCGGGUACAUUUCUCUCUUCUCUGGCCAGAAAUUCUACUUCGAGUUCCUCUACCAGAUGUACAACGUCGUCUUCACCGCUAUUCCGAUCACGCUCUACGGCGUCUUCGACCAAGAUGUAGACAAGAAACUCGCUUUGAAGUAUCCUCAGCUGUAUCGCUGCGGGCAAAUCGAUCUGUAUCUCAAUCUGCGUGUCUUCUUAAAGUGGAUGUUGAACGGCGUCUGGCAAGCGAUCGUCAUCUUUGUCGUCCCCACCUUCGUCUUUGGCUGCAACGCCGUCCCCACGACCACCGGUCGCACGAUGGACCUCUGGAUGGUCGGAACCGUGAUGUUCAUGAUGAAUAUGAUUGUCGUCAACAUCAAGGUCCUUCUCGAGACGUACUACCUCACCACCAUCAUCUGGGCAGGUUUCUAUAUCAGCUUGUUGGCGUGUCUGCUGUUCGUUUUCCUCUUUUCGAGCUGGCCAGGCUUUGCCGGCAGCGUCUUGGGUUGUGUCUUUUACCUCUUCAUCGACGCCGCAGCCUGCGCCGUGAUCGCCACCGUCGCCGUGACUUCGCUCUGUCUCGCUCGCGACUGGCUCUGGAAGGCCUUCAGAGUCAACUGCGCUCCUCAACUUUAUCACCUCAUCCAGCAGCGGGAAUACAAUGGAAAUCUCUCAGGCUGGCCCUCGCGGGUGCGAGACCGCGGAGUGGAAGCUUCGCCUCCCGAGGCUGAGCCGGUUCUCUGCAGCGUAGAGUCGCCAGCAGGCUCAAGAUCCUCCUUCAUCCCAGAUGGAGUUUCGCGAUAUCCAGGCGGCUCUCGCUCUCCCAGGCCCCGCGGUCCGCGCCAGUCGACGCGUGGCUACGCCUUCAGCGAAGCCGACCCGUUUUUCAGUGCGACGUUGCGGAAGCAGACGAAUGCAGAUUUCUUAGGAAAGGUUUUGUCGAAGAUCUCCAGUUCCUACGCUUCGUCUGCGUCUCGGCUCGAGGGGCGCCGGAACGCGUCUGGGGUCUCCGACGCGCUCAAGAGCGUCAGGGGAUCGACUGUUUCCUCCAACGGGCAAGGAGACAGGAGCCGCAGAGCGAGCGUAGAUCCGCAUGACAGGAGCCGCAGAGCGAGCGUAGAUCCGCAUGACAGCAGCCGCAGAGACAGCAGCCGACGCACUGACGGCGAAAGUGUAGGGGAGGGUGUCGUGGAGGGGGGGGACUCUGUGGGGUCGAUGGCGGACGUUUCGUCCAGGAAGGCGGAGAGAGAGAAGACAGAGAAACUCGCAGCUCUAGAAAGCCGCGUGAGGCCGAGUUUGGGAGACGCCGGGCGCGCGGCGAGUCGGCGUCGCCUCUGUCCUUUGGACGAAAGUUCCGACGGAACAGACGAAGAUUUUUCUGAAGAAGAAGAAGAAGACGAAAUGGACGAGGAGUGUUACAGGCAUCGUGUGCAGCAGUCCAGAGGAUUGUAACUCAAGACGAAUGAUGCAUGCCCUGCCAAAGAACGGGUGAAGCGAGAGGUUCUGCUCCUGCGAAGGGGGACUUCGACAUGUGUGGCUAGACUACGGAGAGGAAAGCUGAAGAGCGGCAACGACAGAACGCCUGAGCAGGGUGUCGAGAGAGACAGUGCAGAAGGAUGAGCAGGGAGAACGGAGCUUUUUCGGAAUGCGAGAAGAACGAAGAGUUGAGACUGAGCCAGCGUCUCUUUGAAACGUCGUUGACAGGCGCCAAGCUGGUGCAAGAAGGCGUUUUUCCGUUCGUGGUUCGAGAAAAAAUCGAUAUCAGACAGAUGCGAAGAGCCAUGGAGCGGGGAAGCCUUCUGCGAAAUUACGUUCUCGUUUCUUCUACGUCCAUGCCCUUCCUCCCAAAAGGCUCCACGACGGCGUCACGUCGAAUCUGGAACGCUCUCGUCCGUGGAAUUUGUCGCCGAACAAUCGACGCAGACUUUUUCAGCGCAUGCGCCGGGUACCUUGGCCCCUGUGUUCUGGUCGCGUCGAGUUGUUGAACUGUGUGUGAAGUGACUCCUCGGCCGAACAGGAAAACAAAGUUUGUUAAGACAGGAAGCGUUCGCAAGCAGUGCCCGCCAUAGUUCGUUGAAAUUUCUGUGGUUUUCUGGCGAUACGGGUGCAUGGUCAUGUUCUUCUCUGAGGAAAGUUGUGAAGGUGUGUCACGAACUUCGAGGACCUUGAAAGGAAAAACUUGUCAAAACUGCGGAGAGGCAGGCUUCCCAGCCACCACACCCCCUCUUCUCCGCUUCCAGAAAAAAAAGCUUUUUCAAGCAUCUGUCCUCCGUACCGGUCACGCACCCUUCCACUUUUGUCUCCCCUCUCCUGUCCGCCUUUCCUUCUCUGGAAAAACGCGCGACAAACAACCAUCUGCAUCAUUUACGGUUUAGAGUUACACGCUGCCUACUCUAUAGUCAUAUACACCCUCUUGCAUACAUAUGUCUUAUGUUUGCG